AUGGCCAUGAGCAAGACCCCAGCAGCAUCUACACGCAGCAGCUCUCGCACCGUGAAAGAGCGACAACUGGCGCUGAUUGACGAUCCGAGACAAGAUCUGAAGUCUGUAGAUGCACACGAGCUUCAGGUAGACGACGAUUGGGAGGAACGGCUGAAUUUGCAGGUCAAGAUCAUGAACGUCGUUUGUACCGUCGAUUUGAAGACGCCACUUGAUCUCAAAGUUAUUGCGCUGCAUGCGCGCAAUGCCGAGUAUAACCCCAAGCGUUUUUCAGCGGUGAUUAUGAGACUGCGAGACCCAAAGACGACAGCACUGAUUUUCGGAUCCGGAAAAGUUGUUAUUACUGGCGGAACGAGUGAAGGGAGCUGUAGACUAGCUGCGCGCAAGUUCACGCGUGUAAUACAGAAAUUGAGCUUCCCGGCCAAGUUUACCGAAUUCAAAGUCCGGAAUGUCAUGGGUACGUGCGAUGUUCGCUUCCCGAUUCGGCUGGAAGGACUACUGAACGACCAUGCGCGCUUUUCCAGUUACGAGCCUGAGCUAUUCCCUGGACUUAUCUACAAACUCGUGGAGCCCAAGUUGACGCUACUCAUCUUUGUGUCUGGCAAGAUCGUGCUCUGCGGUGCACGCGACUCGAAUCACCUUCACCAAGCCAUCGAUAAGAUGUACCCCGUGCUGCUGCAGUAUCGCAAGAUGACCGCACCACCGUCGUUAAUGACAGGGAAACGAGGUUACGAGGAUACCGAUGACCUUGACCGUCUUGAAGCAGGGCAGGCCAAUGUCUGA
This is a messenger RNA of Peronospora matthiolae, 780 nucleotides long. NCBI's taxonomy places the organism in Eukaryota, Oomycota, Peronosporomycetes, Peronosporales, Peronosporaceae. The record is from the annotation of a GenBank genome assembly.